AUGGGGAAGCGGAAGGGAGGGAACAAGGGCGUCGAUGCCUCCUCCUUCACCAGGCUGAACAUCGACAGCUGUGAACGGACGAGCAAGGACAGCGCUGCCCUCGCGAAAACCAGCCUGGAGGAAGUCGAGGAGGUCGUGGAGGAGAGGACGGAGAGCUCCUUUUCGGACAGCGCGCCGCCCAGUUCCAUCAUUGGAAGCGACAAGACCAGCGCUGAUUACUAUUUCGACUCCUACUCGCAUUUUGGUGAGAUAAGCAGGCUGCCGAUAUUUUCUUUCUUUUUUUAAUCAUUCUCGCUGGGAGAUUGUGGUUUUAUUUCUAUCUUGUUUCAAUCAUGUACACGGCCUUCUUCCAUUCGCAGGUCUUGUUAGGUUUGCUUUACUGUUCUUGUAUCAGUUUUGGAUGGAACUAAUCUCGAAGUCGUGACUGGAAGUUUCCGUUCGGGGAGGACAAGAGUUGUGUUUCUGUUGAAGAUAGCAAUGACUUGCCUCUUUUUUUCUUGGCGUUUCUUCUUCCUCUCUUUUUUCUUCUGAGGCAACCCUUUUGAUCUGAUUGUCUUUGGCAUUUUUGUCCUAGGCGUUUAACCUUGGAAUUAUCGUGUAGUCAUUGGUAUUGUUGUUUUCACUAAUAAACUUGCGAUACCGUUUUGUGUUCGACGCUUGUGUUUUUGGGCUGCUGAUUUUUUUUUUUUUAUGAAGUAACCUUCUACUUCUUUCCACAUUAAGGAUUAUGUUUGUAAAUUAUCCCAACGUUCAUUAUUUAGGCACUUCUGGACUACAGUUCAUACUUUGUAGAAAGUCUAAUUGGUCUCUCAGUUGAGUGUGUUGGUGAAUUUGCUUUUCUGCUAGUUUGAUAAAUGGGGGGUGUCACGUUUGCUGUGGGUUUUUGAGAAAAAUAGAGUAUUUUUAGGAUUAUUUCUUAAGUUUCUAGCGAAUGGGUUGUAUGAUGUUUGGUAGAUUACGAAAUUUCAGUGCAUAACUGGUAGCUAUAUAUUUGAAAAAUAUACGAAUUUAUGUUAGAAAAUUGCAUGCCCUACUUUUUUUCCUUCUCCCCUUUUUUUUGGCCUCCGUCUUCCUUUUUCUUCUUCUUUCCUUGCUUGCGAUAAUCUGCUUCUCCUUGUCUUUCUCAUCAUCCACCUUUUAUUUUCCUCUUGCUUACUUGUCCCUCCUAUGGGAAAUGCCAGAAGGCAUCCUUUUGAAAGCCCAUGCAAGCUGCUGGCAAAACUGGGUUGGUUUGGCUUGAAUAUGGCUGAUGUAGGUGAAACUUACUGAUUCCCUGCUAUUUUUUAAUUUCGAUUGGGGAUCAAGAUUCUUCCCAGUAGGUCGGGCUGGGAUGAGUCAAUUCCAAUAUUAAUUGGGUUAUUUGUGUUGAAUUUAAUUUUUGUGUGAACCGCGUUCCUUGAGAUGCCAGUAGACUCAGCAUUGUAGAUUUUACUUUUAUUUUUUAUUUUGUACACAAUAAUUUCCUUGCAAACUUGCUGCUUCUUUAUCGUAUUUGAUUUUUGUUCACAUGAAUUUUCAUUUUGUUCCUGCUUAAUAUUUUAACUUUUCUGAUGUUUAGUUUCGUUUUUCUUGUCUUUUGCAGGUAUCCAUGAAGUACGGCCCUCAGGGUGACAAGACAUUUAGUUGACUGCAGUCAUUAACUGUCUUCUCGAAUUUUGAUUGUUUGGUUUAUUUAGGAAGGCUGAUCGGAAUCUGUCUUUUUACACAAUUCUUUUAGUAUUUGAUGUUUUCCUGACACUCUGUCGUUUUUUCUGUUUUCAUCUUUUAGUAUUUAUUUGUUCUUAGAUAGAAAAAAUCCUGUUAUGGCUUUUGAUUUGCUGUGAUUUUUUUAUUCCUGCUAUCUUUGACUCUUUGUUCUUUUCAAUCCGGUUAAAUGACUCAUUCCCUCUGUCGAUAAAUGAAACUACAGAAGAAUAAAAUGAUUUUUGUAUUUUUUUUCAAUCAAUGUUUUGUGGGUACUCAAGUGACGAGUUUUAUUUGCCGUUUGAUUUGAACUAUCAUCUCAAGUUUGGCAUCUACUCUAUGACCACUAUUGUCUACUGAUUCUUCAAUUUUUGAAGAGUUGCCUAAUCCUCUAUUAACCGUGUUUCUUCUAUGCACUCUUUUUGCUAGCAUGAAAAAUUUUAUUUGGUGAUCUUUGAGGUUUCCUUUGCCAUUCGUGCUUUCCAAAUUCUAGUAUCGAUUUGUGAACAACCUAUUAUGUUAGAGACUCGUUUAAAUCAUAUGUUGGUAAUCAUCCUGCAGGAAAUGCUGAAAGAUACUAUCAGAACGAAAGCAUAUCAGAAUGCUAUUUAUCAUAACACAUUUCUCUUCAAGGACAAGGUAGUUCUUGACGUGGGGGCUGGGACUGGAAUCCUUUCCCUAUUUUGUGCAAAGGCAGGUGCAAAACAUGUCUAUGCUGUAAGUUAUUAUUCUUCUUAAAAAACAUUUCAAAGAUAAUUUCUUCUAACUAACACUUCAUCAAAUUUUCUUCUCUCUGCUAGUCAACCGGACAAGUUGUCAUGAUGCUUUAACCUUCUAGGGAUUUCGAAAUUUUCUGAUUAACCGCUCUAUUUUCCUUGGUUUGAAAACUAUGAGCCAACAUUUCCUGUUUGACUUGACGUUGUCAAAUCGUUUCUGGGUCACAUUAUUUUCCAUCUUGUCUCUUGUUAUGCCAUGAUUUCUGCAGGGUUUUGGAAUGUAUUAGUACCCUGAAAUUUUGUAGAUCGUUUAGUCAAUCUCCUGGCCUGUUUGAGGAGGCUUUGUUAUAGUCAGUUUCGACUGUUCUUGCCUAGGUUUGAGUAAAAACAUGAGUGGCUAAUGGAUCUAUUGUGUCUUUUAUCUGCUUUGGGCUUUUUUGAUUCCCAAUUAACUGAUGGUAUUUCUAGAAUACCCUCUAAAAGACAAUGGGUACUUGGUUGUUGACAUGCACAGAAGGUUUAUAUUUUGGUUUUUACAUGGUCGUUGUCUUGAAAGCGUGAAACGUGGGAGGUAAAUACAAAGCUUGAAGUUGAAUGCAGUCUCCAGUAUUGUGCACUAUCUAAACAAGUAUCAUAUCAUAACAGCUGCACCUGCAAACCAGUGCGCUGCUGAACAUGUUUCAAUGUUAAUGAUUUGUCUCCCUUUUCUUCAAAAUAGUACCAUUUGUUAUCCUUGAUUAUGUACGGUUCUAUGUACGGUGUUCCACUUCUUUGAAGUUCUCAUAUCAUGCCGUGUUAGUUUUUGCUAUUUCUAAUGACCCUCGUUAACUCUUUUUCCAAGGACAACCAUCGCCAUCGUUUUUUUCAUUUGAUGCAUUUCAGCAUUUCAUCAAUAUUCAUGUUUCCUGUUUUUCUUGUGUGUACACUCUAUUUUAUAACAUGAUCUUAGAUAAAACUGUUUGUAAUUGUUAAAGGAGCGUGAUAAAUGGAGAAAUCCGCAUGCAUGCAUACAUACUGAUAUGCGCAGUCUUUUAUGUUACCUAAUUCUUGAAAAAGUACCUUUGUAUAGCUGGAAUGCUCCCAAAUGGCUGACAUGGCUAAAGAGAUUGUAGAAGUGAACGGGUAUUCUAAUGGUAAUCUUUCCGUUCUGGAACUCUAAUUUUUUUCUCGUAUCACAGAUCACAUGUGUUUUUUGAUCAUCAUAUGUUUUAUAUUCUGACGCGAUCUUUCAAAUUUCUAGUCAUUACAGUUGUGAAGGGGAAGGUUGAGGAGAUUGAUUUGCCAGUCAGUCACGUGGACAUUAUCAUUUCCGAGUGGAUGGGUUAUUUCCUACUAUUCGAAAACAUGUUGAGCACAGUUUUAUGUGCUCGGGAUAGAUGGCUUGUACGUUAAAUUACAUUUUUGUUUCGCUUUUCUACUUCUUAGUUCACAUCUGUUUCAUCAUUGCACAUUUACUUGGGCUUAUUCUUCAAAAUGGGAUGCGGUUUUUCUUCUGAUUCAACCUACUUUGUGGCAGGUUGAGGAUGGGAUCGUCUUGCCGGACAAGGCUUCUCUGUACUUAACAGCAAUUGAAGAUGCGGAUUAUAAAGAAGAUAAGAUUGAAUGUAAGAGUCCAUGUGUCCACCUCAUAUGCAAUAAGUUUUACAUUUUAUAUCCUUUAACCACAAAAAAUAUAUCCAAGAAAUUAUUUUUCAGGUGACAGAUUUCUUAAAGCCCUAUAUACCAUUUUUCUAUGCCAUUAUUAUUAGUUCUUGUCCACUUCUUACUGUAAUUCUACCCUAUAGUCUGGAAUAACGUAUAUGGCUUCAACAUGAACUGCAUCAAGAAACAAGCUAUGAUGGAGCCCCUUGUUGAUACUGUGGACCAUAACCAAAUAGUCACAAAUUGCCAGUUGUUAAAGGUGAUGCUCUUUUUUCACACUUUGACCAUCCAUGUCUUUCAAAUUCCUGUUCUUUUCUGACUAAAUCUGUGCAAUGUAGACGAUGGAUAUAUCAAAGAUGGCUAUUGGAGAUGCAUCUUUCACUGCCCCAUUUAAGCUUGUGGCAGAACGUAACGAUUUCAUUCAUGCUUUUGUGGCAUAUUUUGAUGUUUCAUUUACACAGUGCCACAAACCGAUGGGCUUCUCAACAGGUUCGAUUGCUGCUUCUGAUUGUCCUUGCAUUAAGUGCUCUCUUCUUUUGAUAACCGAUUCCUAAUGCUUGGGAUGCUAGGCAAUUCUUUUGCAAGUUACUUUGUAAUUGGACUUUUAACAUGAUAUUGAUGAAAACGGUGUUAUUUGAUUCUUUUUUAAGUGUGCUUGAGAAAAAAUGGCUGCCCAACUCAGCUACUCUAAAUUUGUAGUUCCAGGUGACUCCAUUUAGAUGUAUAUUUACUUCUAGAUCUAAUUAGGCUGUGCUAUGUUUUCGUUGAAACAUUACUGAGGCGACUAAAUUCAAUAAAUUUGCUUCUAGAAUGUCAGACACGAUUUAUAGACACGGUUGCGUUUUAUGGAAACUUCGAAUGUUCUUCAAGAGCAUUACGAGCUCCUAUGCGAUAGUCUUUAAUUGACCCUAUCUUUUUAACUUCCCGCUCCAUACUAGAACAUUGCAUUGACAAGACAAUCACCUCGGUCCGAAAGCUGAUUCUUUGGGUUCCUCUUUAUUUCUCUGUUCAGGGCCAAGAUCUAAGGCCACCCAUUGGAAACAGACGGUGCUUUACCUUGAGGAUGUGCUGACGAUUUGUGAGGGGGAGGCACUGGUCGGGAGCAUCACUGUGGAGCCCAAUAAGAAGAACCCACGUGACAUUGAGAUCAUGCUCAAAUACUCCCUUUCUGGUCAGCGGUCUCAGGUCUCCAGGACUCAGUACUACAAAAUGCGCUAA
Molecule: messenger RNA, 5258 nt
Organism: Spirodela intermedia
Lineage: Eukaryota; Viridiplantae; Streptophyta; Magnoliopsida; Alismatales; Araceae
Source: the annotation of a GenBank genome assembly